Molecule: messenger RNA, 5404 nt
Organism: Ictalurus punctatus (channel catfish)
Lineage: Eukaryota; Metazoa; Chordata; Actinopteri; Siluriformes; Ictaluridae
Gene: ptgs1
Product: prostaglandin-endoperoxide synthase 1
Exons: 11
Coding region: 306-2111 (601 amino acids)
Biological process (GO): response to oxidative stress; cyclooxygenase pathway
Cellular component (GO): cytoplasm; neuron projection
Molecular function (GO): oxidoreductase activity, acting on single donors with incorporation of molecular oxygen, incorporation of two atoms of oxygen; peroxidase activity; heme binding
Source: RefSeq, a predicted model, not a curated record
UAAUAGCAGGAUCCCGUCUAUGCGUGCAGUUGAAGUGUGAACUUGCUGUAUGCGUACUGCGGUUCUCACCUUGGGGGGAAGUUCCGUUUAUCUUUGCCUUUGGCAUUUGACAGCUGGUUUACACAUUGCUGAGCAUCUCACUGUGAGCAAACGUGCAGUGAAAAGAAAGCGCACAGCUGAGAACAAACGCAUGCAUGUUUACGCAUUAAUUGCGCUUGGACUUUAAAGUGGACUUGGACUGAGAGAAGUUUCGGGUGUCGGAUUUAUUAUUUUUUUAAAAAUCCUCUUCGUCCUGUUACUCUACAAUGAAAGCAGUGAACAGUCUUCUCCUCCUGUGGUCGUGUACUCUGGUGCAGGAAUGGACUUUAUGCAUCGGUGAGGAAGAAAACCCGUCACUGAUGAAAAGUGUGAAUCCUUGUUGCUACUACCCUUGUCAGAACCGGGGCAUUUGUAUGAGAUAUGGACUAGACCGAUACCAGUGUGACUGCACCAGAACUGGGUACUAUGGAGAAAACUGCACUAUCCCUGAGUUCUGGUCCAGAGUCUAUGAGCUCAUGAAGCCAAGUCCUGAUGUCGUCCACUACAUCCUGACCCAUUUUUACUGGUUAUGGAGCCUUAUAAAUAAUACCUUCCUGAGGGAGUGGAUCAUGUAUAAGGUCCUUACAGUGCGAUCAGACCUUAUUCCCAGCCCUCCUACCUAUAACUCCAAGUAUGGCUACCUGAACUGGGAAUCAUAUUCCAAUAUCACUUAUUACACCCGAAUUCUGCCUCCAGUGCCACUGGACUGCCCAACACCUAUGGGUGCCAAAGGAAAAAUUGAGCUUCCAGAUCCCAAACUGUUGGUGGAAAAGUUUUUAUUGAGGCGGGAAUUCAGGCCAGACCCCCAGGGUACAAAUUUAAUGUUUGGCUUUUUCGCUCAGCACUUCACUCACCAGUUCUUCAAAACACACAAUCGGAUGGGGCUUGGCUUUACCAAAGGUCUAGGCCACGGGGUGGAUGCUGGACAUAUUUAUGGAGAUAACCUUGAACGCCAGCUGAGUCUUAGACUUCUCAAAGAUGGGAAGCUGAAGUACCAGAUCGUCAAUGGGGAGAUGUACCCACCUACAGUGGCAGAGACCAACGUGAACAUGAACUACCCUCCAUCAGUUCCACCAGAAAAGCAAAUGGCUAUUGGGCAGGAGGUGUUUGGCCUGUUGCCAGGCUUAAGCAUGUACGCCACCCUGUGGCUGCGUGAACACAACCGUGUGUGUGACAUCCUAAAGAAAGAGCAUCCCACCUGGGGAGAUGAGCAACUCUUUCAGACCACCAGACUUAUUAUUAUAGGUGAGACUAUCCGAAUAGUGAUUGAGGAUUAUGUACAGCACCUAAGUGGCUACCAUCUAAAGCUGAAGUUUGAUCCAUCCCUGCUCUUCAGCUCCAAAUUCCAGUACCAGAACCGCAUUGCCGUGGAGUUUAAUCACCUUUAUCACUGGCAUCCACUCAUGCCCAACAGCUUCUUCAUUGAUGGAAGUGAGAUCUCCUAUGAUGGGUUCAUGUUCAACACCUCCAUUCUGACUCACUAUGGAGUGGAGAAACUGGUGCAGGCUUUCUCAACUCAGCCAGCAGGACAGAUUGGAGGUGGCCGUAAUAUUCCACAUAUAGUGGCCAGAGUAGCUGAAGGAGUCAUUAAAGAAUCUAGGCAACUUCGGCUACAGCCAUUUAAUGAGUACCGCAAAAGAUUUAACCUGAAACCAUACAAAUCAUUCCAUGAAUUUGCAGCUGACAAGGAGAUCGCCCGUGAGUUGGAAGAGCUCUAUGGAGAGAUUGAUGCUAUGGAAUUUUAUCCUGCUUUAUUGCUAGAGAAGACACGGCCUGAUGCCAUAUUCGGACAGAGCAUGGUAGAAAUGGGGGCGCCAUUUUCCCUAAAAGGUCUUAUGGGAAACCCCAUAUGUUCACCUGAAUACUGGAAGCCCAGCACUUUUGGAGGUCAGAUUGGCUUUGAUAUUGUCAACUCUGCUACUCUUCAAAGACUGGUUUGUCUCAAUACUAAGUGGUGUCCUUAUGUAUCCUUCCAUGUUCCCCCGCCAGGUUAUCAGCAGAAAAAAUCAGGUGACACUCAUGCUGAAUUGUAGCCAAAAAUAGAGAUGAGAGAGAGUUUUUAGAUGCUCGAACCAGGUUGUCUGGGAUGCUGCAGUAAAUAUUUGUUUACACAGUUGGCUGACUUAUGUUAUUACAUUAACAACAUACAGUUGUGAAAAUAAGUAUUGAACAUGGCAACAUUUUUUUUCAGGAAAUAUAUUUCCAAUGAGGCAAUUCACAUGAAAUUUUCAUCAGACAUCACUACUGACUUAAAAAAUCCAAACAUUAAAGUCCAUAAAUGAAGUUAUGUGUAAUAAAGAGGAAUAACACGAAAAAAGCAUUGAAAAUGCUAACUGCAAUUUAUUUAAUACUUAGUGAAUAAGACUUUGUUUGUAAUGACAGCUUCAAGACGCUUCUUGUAUGAAGAAAUUAAUGGGCCGCAGUAUUCAGGUGUGAUUUUGGCCCAUUCUUCUAAACAUAUUGUUUUUAAAUCUUGUCUAAUUGGAUUCAAGUCAGAUGAUUGACUGGGCCAUUCUAACACCUUGAUUUUUUUCUCUGAAACCAAUUGAGAGUUUCCUUUGCUGUAUGCUUUGGAUCAUUGUCCUGCUGGAAGGUGAACGCAUGUCUCAUUUUCAUCAUCCUGGUGAACGGCAGAUAAAUCUCAAGAAUCUCCUGGUUAAGGGCUCCAUUCAUCAUUCCUUCAAUUAUAUGAAAUCUACCAGUACCAUGUGAUGUAAAACAGCCCCACACCAUGAUGCUUCCACCUCCAACUUCACUGUUGGUAUAAUGUUUUAAGGGUGAUGUGCAGUGCCAUUUCUUCUCCAAACAUUGUGUGUAGUCUGACAGCCAAAAAGUUCAAUUUUGCUCUCGUCUGACCAGACUACACUCUCUCAGUAUUUCAUAGGCUUGUCCAAAUAAGUUGUAGCAAACUUUAAACGAGCCUCAACAUGCCUUUUCUUUAGUAAUGAGUCUGUGCGUGGCAGGUUGAUGACGGAGUGAUGUUGCCUCCACUUGUGGAUAAUGGCCCCAGUGGUGCUUACUGGAAGAUUCAGAAGUUUUAAAAUACGUCUGUAUCCAAUUCCAUCAACAUGUUUUGCAACAAUAAGGUUGCGAAGGUCUUGGGAGAUCUCUUUGCUUUUACCCAUCUUGAGAAGUUUUUUGUGUGACACCUUGGUAACGAAAAGCCUUUUUAUUGACCAUCAAUUUACUAACCUAGCUGAUAUUAAUUUGCACAGAUAGGGGGUAUAAUUACUUACGGAUUUCAGCUGGUUCCUUGCCUUACCUCUCCUUGGAAAACUGCUUUUUCUUAGCGUGUUCAAUACUUUUUUCUGUGUCAUUCCACUUUAUUACACACAACUUUAUUUAUGGAGUUUAAUGUUGUGAAUUCUUUAUAUUGCCAGAUUUCUUCAGUUAAUACUGAUGUCUGGUGAAAAUUUCAUGUGAAUAGCAUAACUGGAAAUAUAUUUCCUGAAAAAUAUGUUGACAUGUUCAAUACUUUUUCCCCACACUGUAAUUAUUUUUAACUACUGUAUUGAUACCUGCUAUAAUUAGUACACUGGGCUGAAUGUCAUUAUAUAAAUUAGGCGCAUGUCUCUACUUGCAGAAGGCUCAUUGAAUAAGCCCCAGGGAACUUCAAAGUGCCUUUUAAUUAGGUUAAUGUUAGUAAAAAGGGCACAAAUAAGUAAAAUAUUUGUAACAUCUACAUGUGUAAAAAUAUGUAAUUUUAUUUUCACCAAUUACAAGGUCCUCUGACAAAACUACAUAUUUAUAGAGUGUGAGCAACCUAGUGAGGGAUAGACAUCUUUUCAGCAAAAGGUAAAAUGUUAAAAUACCUUUCUCUGUACUCCCUGUGACAUUAAUGAAUUUCUCACAGCAAAGCUAUGCAACGGAAAACUGAACAGUGAUAAAUGUUUACAUAUCAGACACUAUGUAAUGUAUUGUAAUGACACUUGGGCAUAAAAGAACAUGAUCUUAGGACCAGAAUCCCUAAUGCUCUAGCACAGUACAAUCUUUGUAAGGUGCUAAUAUCACCCUGAAGCAGCAGCAUAACAUCUAUAUUCCUUUGUAGUGGUAGUCCAUUGUGUCAUACACUCACAGAUCACUUUAACAGGUUUACCCCUGCACAUACAUGCAGUUAUCCAAUCAUGUAGCAGCAAUGAAUAAAAUAAUAUAGGCAGGUUACAACAGCAGAAAACCAUACUGGGUUUCAUGCCUGUCAGACAAUAACAGGAACCUGAGCCUACAGUGUGCGCAACAAAACUAGACAGUAGUUUCAGUUGCUUCAGAUUCCUAUUUGUGGCUGAAAAGUGGAACUUAGUGUUGUCUUCUGCCUCAAUAUUUGACUUGUGUGCAUUGAGAUGCUUUUCUAUUCACCACAGUUGUAAAGAAUAGUUAUUUGAAUUGCUACUCAAAACAAGUCUGACCAUUCUCUACUGACCUGUCUGGUACCAACAACUACCCCAAUGGUUAAGCUCUUCACCUGUAUCUAUAUGAUUUUAUGGAUUGUAGUGCUGCCACAUGAUUGGCUGAUUAGAUAAAUACAUGAAUAAGCAGGUGCAUAUUUAUUAAAUUGGCCAAUGUGUGUAUAUGCCCUUUGAAUAACAAGGCUUAUGAUGGUUUUUGUUUGUUUGUUUGUUUGUUUGUUUGUUUUUAUUUUGAUAAAGUAAAAUCCAGACUUUCUCGGUAAAAGGCUUGAGAGUGUUUGGGUUUGAGAAAAGUAUAUAUAUAUAUAAAAAAAAAAGCAGUGCUGUCUUGGACAGCUUUCAAACAGACAUUAAUCAAUGAUGUUGACAAGCGGAAUUUUCGAUCCAUGCGCAGUAUUGGCAAAUAACAAGUUAAAUGUAAUGUCAUUAAUAUGAAAAUUGUUUCAAUGAUUCCGGUAACCUGCAAUCAGUGUUCUGCCCAGUCAUGCACUAAAGCACCUUGUCAAUGUGUAAAGGUGUUGGAAAUUGAAAGGUGUUUUUUGAUGUGUGAUAACUGAUACUGAAACUGAGGCUUGUUUGUUACAAUAACUGUUGAUUUUCUGAAGCACUGGCUUAAGAUUAAUUAAUCAGAGGUAAUAAUUUGUUGAAACUCCUCGUUUUUUAACUGCUGCAAUUAUGAAUAAAGAAUGAGAAUCUACUCAUGAUUAUUCAACUGAAAAAUAGAAUAUGAUUUGAAAAUUAACAAUUUAUGACAACAUAUGAUUAUUAUUAUGCCUUGUUUCUGGAUUUGUUUGUUGUUUUUGUUUGCUAUUCUAAUUUUUCAAUUACUCAGUUGUGAGUUUUUAGAACAAAAGGCUUUUCCUGAAAUGGAUAGACUGAUGGGUAAUUUCAUUAAUAAAAAAUGGUCUUUCCUGAAUAACUAA